Molecule: messenger RNA, 2552 nt
Organism: Scylla paramamosain (green mud crab)
Lineage: Eukaryota; Metazoa; Arthropoda; Malacostraca; Decapoda; Portunidae
Gene: YL-1
Product: vacuolar protein sorting-associated protein 72 homolog
Exons: 10
Coding region: 193-2007 (604 amino acids)
Biological process (GO): regulation of DNA-templated transcription; chromatin remodeling
Cellular component (GO): nucleus
Molecular function (GO): ATP-dependent H2AZ histone chaperone activity
Source: RefSeq, a predicted model, not a curated record
GAGAAAAAAGAGAAACACAACACUAAAUAAGAAAAGUCUGGUAGGAAAUUUUGCAUGAAAGUCCUCUCAUACUUAGUUUGUUUUGAUCACGAAUAGCAAAUCUUACACCAAAAAAAGCCGAGGAAUACCGCCUUUUGACCACACAGGAUUACUUGGAGUGAAGGACAAGGGCAUUGAGGGGACAGAGGAGCAAUGGCAGCCGGACGUGAACGGCGAAACAAUGCAGGCACCAAGAUGUCACGCCUGCUGGAGGAGGAGGAGGAGGACGACUUCUACAAAACCACUUACGGAGGCUUCAUGGAGGAGGCCGAUGAUGUUGACUACCAGUCUGAGGUGGAGCAGGAUGACGAGGUGGACUCCGACUUCAGCAUUGACGAGAAUGAUGAGCCAGUUUCAGAUGUGGAGGAGGACGCUAAGGGGGGGAAAAAGAAGGGCGGGCGUCUCAUCACCAAGGCCUAUAAGGAACCCAAGUCAGUGACCAAGACCAAAUCCACCUCCUCCUCCUCGGCUCCCGUUGUGAAGAAGGUCAAGGAGAAGAAGGUGGUGAGCAAGAAGCCGGCAGUGUUUGACCUCACAGCCCUGGAGAAGAAGGGCAUCCGGAAAUCCACACAGAUGAAAUCGGCAGAGACAGUGAAGCGGCAGAGAGAGCGAGCAGAGGUGGAGAAGAAGCGGGCCAUGAAGAAGAAAGAUGUGGUGCCCAGCCUGCCCAGACUCACCCAGGAGGAGCUGCUGGAAGAGGCAAAGAUCACUGAGGAGGCCAACCUGAAGUCCCUGGAGAAGUAUGAGUUGGCAGAGCUGGACCGCAAGAAGCCCAAGGUGGUGCGACGCGGCUUCACAGGCUCCUUCAUCCGCUACCAGUCCACCACCAUGCCACUCAUCCAGGAGGUGGAUGCCCCCUGCCCCCCGCCACCCCCCACCCUGCCAGACCCUCUUGCUGAGAUGGAUGUGGUGCAGACAGACUUGAGCCUAAAGAAUGGUGAGAACAAAGAGAACUCCCUGGCUAAGCACAUUGAUGACCCCGCCGAGAAAUGUGAGCGUUCCUUCCUCACCUUCUCUGAUGAGGUCACCUUCAAACGGUCGUUCCGCAAGACCAAGCCCAAAGCCGUGCAGAAGAACAUCUGUCCCAUCACAAGGUUGCCAGCCCGUUACUUUGACCCUGUGACGCAGCUGCCUUACGCCACGCUGCAGGCCUUCAGGGUGCUGCGAGAGGCGUACUACCAGCAGCUGGAGGACAAGGGCGACCGCAACAACAAGCAGGUGGCCAAGUGGCUCGCCUGGAGGAGGGAGUACAAGAAGGUGCGGGCCUCGGCUCAGAGCAUCAAGCCCACCGUCACCACGCUACAGCAGGGGACGGCCACCGCCACGCUGCGCACCGCUGCCACCACUGCCACAGCUGCCACACCUGGCACACUGACACAGGGCAUCACCUACACCUCCUCUGUGCCGUUCUCCUCGCCCGCCACCUCAGCCGUGACGUCCGUGGCUGCUGUCGCACAGAUCUUGAGGUCAGCCGCCCCUGUCACCUCCACACUCAUUGCCACCACUGCCAUCGCCAGCACCAUCCCCACCACCACUUCUGUCACCGCCACAUCCCUGCAGCUGGGUGCCCGCACCACUGCCACCACAGCCGAUGCAGGUGGUCUGGGAAGCCUGCAAGGCCAGACGGUGCAGCUGGUCCAGACAGUGAGCCGAGGGAUGGGCAGUGGGGUGCGGCCAGGCCAUCAGAUGGUCAUCACCAGUGCCGGCCCAUCGGGUGGCCUGCAGCUGGUCGGGGGCAGCGGGGGCACUAACCUGCUGGUCCAGGGCGGCACGGGUGGCACCCCUAACCUCCUGGUGCAGAGCAAUGCGUCAGGAAACCUUCAGAUCGUUCAACCUGGUGGAGGGAGUGGUGUGCAGGUGAUGCAGACAACCACAGGGGGAAACGUACAGGUGGUUCAGGGUGGCCGGUUCACCAUCCGCCCAGUCGCUAGCCAGGCCUUCACCAACCUGCAGUCACUCCUCAAAUAGGGAGGCUGUUGGUACAUGACUCAGCUGGUUCAAAGAUAUUACUGCCCCCAGCUCUCCUAUUGUCUGUGUGUGUGUGUGUGUGUGUGUGAAAGUAGAGAACUUCUGUUAUUUUUUUGUAAGGUUUAGUGUAUUUUAUAAUGUACUGUUGUAUGUAAUUUGAGUGAAAGGGUUCAGAUUCUUUAAUUUUAGAAGUUGUUUUCCUCCAAAAAUGUGUUGCUUUCCUGUGUGUGUGUGUGUGUGUGUGUGUGUGUGUGUGUGUGUGUGUGUGUGUGUGUGUGUGUGUGUGUGUGUGUGUGUGUGUGUGUGUGUUUGACAUUGGUGUUUCUAUUCCAUUAUCUCACCAAAUAGCAUACAAUCAUUUGUUUUGAUUAAGAUUACUAUAAGAAAUACAAUACCCCUUGGCACCAUCACAAGUUAACACCCAUCUCAAGGCUGUAGGAAUCACCUUAUUUUGCAUAAAUAAAUUCUGCCCUCAAGUAUUCCACCUACCUACAUUAAACAAGAAGAGCAUACUGUCUAUGUAAAUAAAAAAAACAAUAAUGCCA